Molecule: messenger RNA, 1221 nt
Organism: Lodderomyces margitis
Lineage: Eukaryota; Fungi; Ascomycota; Pichiomycetes; Serinales; Debaryomycetaceae
Gene: MSK1
Product: lysine--tRNA ligase
Exons: 1
Coding region: 1-1221 (406 amino acids)
Biological process (GO): mitochondrial lysyl-tRNA aminoacylation
Cellular component (GO): cytoplasm; mitochondrion
Molecular function (GO): lysine-tRNA ligase activity; ATP binding; tRNA binding
Source: RefSeq, a predicted model, not a curated record
AUGGCUACAAACAAAUUAAUGGGGACGGAUAUAGACAGAUUCAACAAAGUGCACACCUGGUUCAAGCCGGGAGACUACAUUAGUUGCAUCGGGUACGCUUCAAGAACCAAAACUGGUGAGCUUACAUUAAAAGCCAACAGCCCCAUUGAACUAUUAACCCCUUGCUUACUCAAGAUGCCUAACAAAUUGACUGAUAAGGGUAUAAUCAACAACAACCGUGUUCUCAACUACUUGGUCAACCCGGAUUCGAAACAACCAAUCAUUAUAAAGUCACGGAUCAUCCAAUGCAUACGACAGUUUUUGCUUCAACGUGAUUUUUUGGAAGUGCAAACACCCAUAUUAAGUAAUGAAGGGACGGGGGCUAAUGCCAAUCCAUUCAAGACAAAAUUCAAAGACACCGAGGUUCAAUUGAGAGUGGCGCCUGAAUUGUGGUUAAAGAAAUUGGUGAUUGGUGGGUUUGAUAAAGUGUUUGAAAUUGGCAACAAUUUUCGUAAUGAGGGAAUUGACCAGACUCAUAAUCCUGAAUUCACAUCGUGUGAAUUUUAUCAAGCAUAUACUAGUUUAGAAGAGUUGAUGCAAAUGACUGAAGAGUUAUUAACAGAGAUUUUCAAAACAUUCAAUAUGACUUCCAUUUUAGAAAAAGCAAAGUUUCCCCGAUAUGAGUUUUUGCCAACUUUGGAACAAGUCACGGGCGUACCGCUCAAUGAUUUAUCGUUUGAUGGUCUUUUGCAGUACUACAAGCGUCUUGAUCUACAAGUACCGCCCAACCCCAACCCCACCAGCUUACUUAACAACUUGAGUGAAGUAUACUUAGAAUCAUUGAGCGUUUCAAAACACCCAAAUACUCCCGUGUUUAUCUACAACCAGCCCGAACUCUUAUCACCAUUGGCGAAAUCAUCCUUAGUCAAUGGUACUACUCGCGUGUCAUCACGAUUUGAAUUGUUCAUCAAUGGUAAAGAAUUCAUCAAUGCCUAUGAAGAAGAAAAUGACCCGUAUCAACAAUUUGCCAAGUUUAAACAGCAACAAGAAAGUAAACGGGAAUUCAACGAUGAUGAAAUGCUUAUUCCUGAUUGGCAAUAUGUUCAAACAAUGAAAUUGGGAUUACCGCCUACUGGAGGAUGGGGGAUUGGAAUUGAUCGAUUGGCUAUGUUUAUAAGUGGAGUCGAGAGGAUUGAUAACGUGUUGCCAUUUGGUAACUUGAGAGAUGUUUUAAAACAAUAG